UCUACAAAUAUGAGUUUGUUUACAUUCCAUCCCAUCUCACCUUCUUCUUCUCUCCUUUGCUAUAUUUCUCAUCCCUUGCUAAAGUUUUAGUAAGUUCAAUGAGGCUGACUCUCAAAUUCACCUGCCUCCUCUCUCUUUUCGUCCUUCUGCCUUCACUUUAUAGCUCCCUUGACACCUUUACCUCCUCCAGAGCAACUUAUUAUGGCAGCCCAGAUGGCUUAGGGACUCCAAGUGGAGCAUGUGGCUUUGGUGAAUAUGGAAGAAAGAUCAACAGUGGCAAUGUAGGGGCCGUGGCCAAGCUAUACAGGAAUGGCAUUGGAUGUGGUGCAUGUUACCAAGUCAGGUGUACUCAGCCACAGCUCUGCACCAAGGAUGGGGUGAAGAUCUUGGUAACUGACCAUGGUCAAGGUGACAACACCGACUUCAUUCUCAGUUCUCAUGGCUUCAAGGAGUUGGCUCGCCCGACUAUGACCACAGAACUGAUGGCCCUUGGCGUAGUUGACAUAGAAUAUAGAAGGGUUUCAUGCAAAUACCCAGGACACAACCUUACAUUGAAGGUCGAUGAGAAUAGCAAGUUCCCAGACUACCUAGCCAUCAUCAUCUUGUACCAAGGUGGCCAAAAGGACAUAACAGCCAUCCAGCUGUGGCAGGACAAUGUUAAGGAAUGGAGGGCGAUGCGUAGGGCUUAUGGUGGUGUAUGGGAUAUGGCCAACCCUCCAGAAGGUGCACUUAAUCUGAGGUUCCUGGCGAGUGGAAAGUGGGUCCAGCUGAAGAAUGUGAUCCCCAGUGAUUGGAAGGCUGGAAUGGCCUAUGACUCACACUUUCAGCUAUUAUAAUCUCAAUAUAUAUUUAAGCAUAAACACAACGAAGUGGGCCACCUUACUUAAGAACCGUUGUUUUUGUUAAUUAAAAAGUUAUAUUUUUAUCAAUGGCCCACUUUUAAGCAGUU
Molecule: messenger RNA, 949 nt
Organism: Magnolia sinica
Lineage: Eukaryota; Viridiplantae; Streptophyta; Magnoliopsida; Magnoliales; Magnoliaceae
Product: expansin-like B1
Exons: 3
Coding region: 99-836 (245 amino acids)
Biological process (GO): sexual reproduction
Cellular component (GO): extracellular region
Source: RefSeq, a predicted model, not a curated record